UGUAAUGGGGUCUGAACAUUCGGCAUUACGGCAACAUCAACAGCAGCAGCAGCAGCAACAGGCGGCAGCGUCGCAAGGCGCCGGUACACUGGAUGGUGGUGCACUGCGCACCGGAAGUCUCCACCGGCACCCACCGAACCCGGGACAGUACCCAGCCGGUACGACAAGCUGCCGGUCGGGGCCGAUGGCCGGCACGGCCGCGGGGAAGCUGCAGCGCGGCAACACGAUUGCCGAGAGCGGGGUCGGCUUCGGAGUGCCGCACGAAACCGACUGCAGCUACGGCCUACCGUCCGCGGUGCCCUCUUCCGCCUACAUCUGCGAUUCGCGCCCCGUUUCACCGCCGAUGAGCGUCUGUUCCGACUCGGAUCUGCCAUACAUAUCGUACACGGACAAACCGAUCGGCGAUUCCCCCAAGCUACGCAACAAGCAGCAGGGGAAACAGGUAAAGACACCGCGACCGAACAGUGCCAUCGUGAUGAACCGGUCCGGCGCCGUGUCCCAGUCGUCCGCGCCGGAGCACGCCGACGGAGCGGAGCGCGGUAGGGUCCGGCUUGCCAGCAGUGGCAGGGCCGGGACCCACAGCAUCGUCGUCGUAAAGUCGGCCACCGUGCGCGAUGUCAGCAUCGAAAAGGACGACGAUAUCGUGCGGCUACAGAGUGUGCCGAUGUUUCUGCCGGUCAUGCGCGGCACCCUGACGCUACCGGCCAACCGGGAUCCGGAGGUGCUGGAGCGCCUCCAGCCGGCCCAUCUCAUCAACAUGUGCAGCCGGCUGCAGUCGCACUUCAACACCUGUGCCCUGCAGGUGUCGUCCAGGCAGCAGCAGAUCACCAACAAGAUCAAGGAGGUUGACCAGGAGGUCUCGAGCGCGCUGGCGCAGCUAGUACAAAAGCAGAAGCUGUACACGUCGUACGCGGAAACGUUUUCGAAGGUGCGCCAGGUGUCGCAGCAGCUGACCCGGUGCAACGACAUCCUGAACCAGAACAUCGAGAACAUGGAGUAUCUGAACAAUCUGCUCGCCGUCGACGACCGCCUGGAGCCGUUCAUGUGGAAGACUGAGUGAGACGAGCGGCGAUACCGCCCCUUGAGAGUGGCUUUCGCCCCAUCGGACAGUAACACGCGCCUCUCCGAAGUCCUGGCCAGCCUUUCGGGUAGGGUUCGUUCUUUAAUGCUCGUGGCACGAUGCUCUCGCCAGCGCGCAAUUACAGUGCGUAUCGCCUCGCGCUGCGUAUCGUUUUACUCUAGCGAACCCUAACACGGUGAUAAUAAAGACACGCGCCCCCCG
Messenger RNA from Anopheles cruzii, 1282 nucleotides. RefSeq lists its product as uncharacterized. NCBI's taxonomy places the organism in Eukaryota, Metazoa, Arthropoda, Insecta, Diptera, Culicidae. Gene Ontology annotation, cellular component: cytoplasmic side of lysosomal membrane; BORC complex; synaptic vesicle membrane. The transcript is spliced from 4 exons. The record is from RefSeq and is a predicted model, not a curated record. The coding region runs from base 5 to 1060 and encodes 351 amino acids. Gene Ontology annotation, biological process: organelle transport along microtubule; positive regulation of anterograde synaptic vesicle transport; lysosome localization.